Molecule: messenger RNA, 1593 nt
Organism: Ceratotherium simum simum (southern white rhinoceros)
Lineage: Eukaryota; Metazoa; Chordata; Mammalia; Perissodactyla; Rhinocerotidae
Source: RefSeq, a predicted model, not a curated record
CCCGCGGCGCCCCGAGUGCCCUCCUGGGCACCCGGCGCGGCCAUGGCGCGGAGCCUCCGGAGCUGGCUGGGCGGCUGCCUGCUGGUGUCAGCAUUAGGAAUGGUGCCACCUCCUGAAAAUGUCAGAAUGAAUUCAGUUAAUUUCAGGAACAUUCUACAGUGGGAGUCUCCUGCUUUUCCCAAAGGGAAUCUGACUUUCAGAGCUCAAUACCAAAGUUAUAGGAAAUUCCAAGAUAUAUGCACGAGUACUGCCUUGACGGAAUGUGAUUUCUCAAGUAUUUCCAAAUAUGGUGACCAUACCUUGCGAGUCAGGGCUGAAUUUGAGGACGAGCAUUCAGACUGGGUAAACAUCACCUUCUGUCCCGUGGAUGACACCGUUAUUGGACCUCCCGGAUUGCAAGUAGAAGCACUUGCUAAUUCUUUACAUAUGCGUUUCUUAGCCCCCCAAAUUGAGAAUGAACCUGAAACAUGGACCAUGAGGAAUAUUUAUGACUCAUGGACUUAUAAUGUACAAUAUUGGAAAAAUGGCUCUGAUGAAAAGUAUCCGAUUGCUUGUCAAUAUGACUUUGAGGUCCUCAGAAAUCUUCAGCCACGGACAACUUACUGUAUUCAAGUUCAAGGGUUUCUUCCUGAUCGGAACAAAACCGGGGAAUGGAGUGAGGCUGUCUGUGAGGAAACAACCAUUGACGAAACACCCUCCCCCUGGAUUGUCGCCAUUGUCCUCGCAGCCUCAGUUUGUGUGGCCUUCUUGCUUCUCCUUGGCUGCUCCGCCUUGGUGUGGUGCAUUUACAAGAAGACCAAGUACGCCUUCUCCCCAGGGAACGCUCUUCCUCAGCACCUGAAAGAGUUUUUGGGCCACCCUCAUCACAGCAGGCUUCUGUUCUUCUCUUUCCCACCCUCUGAUGAGGAUGAAGUUUUUGACAAACUGAGUAUCAUUACGGAAGUCUCUGGAAGCAGCAAGCCUAAUCCUGGGGACGGCUGCAGCCCCAGGACCCCAUCUGGGCAGGGCUCCUUCGAGCUCGUCUCUGAGGGGGGAACACACUCAGCUGGGCACAGUGACCCCCUACUUCUCACAUCUGCCUCAGACGAUGAUCAGAGCAACAAACAAGGGCCAAGACCACCUAAGCAAACCCCAAAUCUAGAACUCUCAGACGCUGGGACAACAUCUGAACAACCAAAGAGCUAGAUUUUAAAGGCUCACUUGGCAAAAAUACUCCAUCUUGGAACCUGGCUGCUUUAUAAAGACCUUAACGAUUAAAAAAAAUAGUUGGCCCCUGAAAGUGUAAUUUUAGGCCUCUGAUGCUCACUGAUAUAAGGAACAAGUUUUAAUGGUGAGAAAUAAAAUGAGGAAUAAAAACUGAGAUGCUGUAAAAUCCCACCAGACGGCCGAUAGACUGAUCCAAAAAAACAGCAUCAACGCAGAAGCAGUCAGCAAACGCUGUACAGAGCGCAGACGUUUUGGAUUCUCAGGGAGACUUCCACUGGACUUAUUUUUCUACUUGCAUGUGUUUUAUAUAGUGCUGGUGGUCUAUGGUUUUAUUCUCUAUUUAAUCCGUAUGUGUUAAUGAUAUUACAUUUGUGUAAUUGUCAGAUA